UUCAGAAAUUAGAUUAUUUUAAGGUUUGUUGGCAAUCGGAAAUAUUAAACUUAGUAAAAAUGUAUCGAUUUUUAGUGUUCGGGAUCUUAACAAUUGUAUUUUUAUUUCAUCAUGUUUCGGCUGAUGUUAAACCGUUAACGUUGCAAGAUGUGCAUAAAACAAACGAUCAAAUUAACCCAAUAUCAGAUUUGAAAGACGCUCUAUUGACUGCACGCAUAGCACGAACAUUACAUAAGGGAAAAAGUGGUUAUUCUAAGGGGGGUAGUUAUUGUAGUAGUUGCGGCUAUGCCCAACCACAACCACAAUACUAUAACCAGGGAGGAGGAGGCUGUAGCACAUGUGGAGGAGGAGGCGGAGGUGGUGGAAGCUGGUCAAGUUCAUCAUCUUCUUCAUCUUCGGGAUCGUGGGGGGGUUAUGGAAAAAAAUAAUAACAUUAAAUUUUAGAUUUAUUUUUGUAA
This is a messenger RNA of Chrysoperla carnea, 458 nucleotides long. Its product is annotated as predicted GPI-anchored protein 57. Bases 60 to 428 code for a protein of 122 amino acids. NCBI's taxonomy places the organism in Eukaryota, Metazoa, Arthropoda, Insecta, Neuroptera, Chrysopidae. The record is from RefSeq and is a predicted model, not a curated record. The transcript has 2 exons.